CCCGCGCGCCGCAGGCUCCCUCGAUUACCUUCUCCCCCACAUCCUCCUCCAAUUGUUCGCCCAAGAUGCAUUCAACGCUCGUCCGAGUGCAGAAUGUGUUCGGUUUCUUUACAACCGUAGCUUUUACUGUUGCGACGGUAAUUGCGCUGUCAACCUUCAUCCACCCUCAAAACCCCUCCGCGAGUGUACAGUUGCGCAAUGUUCAGGUGCAGCGCGGACGUCCCCACUACUACAGCUACAAGAAGGAGGAGUACGCUCAUAUCAAGUUUGACCUCGACACCGACCUGAGCAGCCUCUUCAAUUGGAACACAAAACAAGUAUUCCUGUACCUCAAAGCCGUUUACCCUUCCACGAAAGCCGGUGAGCCUGCCUCCGAAGCCAUAGUCUGGGACGCCGUCCUCGCGAGCGCUGCUCAAGCAUGGCACACCGUCCACUACGUCCACCCGAACCCCAAGAAGACCAAGAGCUCGAAGUCAGCGAAAGACAAGUCCAAGAAGACCGCGGAGUCGCCAUACCCCCGCGGCGAGAUCCACCUCAAGAACCAGCGUCCCAAGUACCAGAUCACCGAUGUCUCGGGAAAGCUGCAGAACAGGACAGACGUGGUGCUUGAGUUGGGUUGGAACGUCCAGCCGUGGGUUGGUGCGUUGGUUUGGACGAAUAAGGUCGACUUAGGCAUGUGGUUGGGGCUCAAGGGAGGUGUCAGCAAGCCGUUUGACUUCCCUGAAAUUGGCAAGAAGUCUGGGGACACUCAGACUGAGAAAGGCAAGGAGGGUCACCGUCUGGAAGUUGGCGGUGAACAUCCUGUUCGUAGGGGGUCUAAAUAGAAAAUAUCUCGAGGUCCGUUGUUGAAGCGAUAGCAUAGCAAGAAUUGGCGUUAUAGGUCUAUCUAUGGUUGUGUCCUGGAGAUAUCAAUAGCAAUUGAAUGUAGGUUAUUUGACACUGAUGGUUUCUACAAGAUUUGUCGAUGUAUUUAUUACAUAAAAUGUGGAUGUCACUUAUUGAGUUCCUG
Aaosphaeria arxii CBS 175.79 is the source of this 1009-nucleotide messenger RNA. RefSeq names its product signal peptidase 22 kDa subunit. Gene Ontology annotation, cellular component: signal peptidase complex; membrane. The record is from RefSeq and is a predicted model, not a curated record. Bases 66 to 824 code for a protein of 252 amino acids. Lineage: Eukaryota; Fungi; Ascomycota; Dothideomycetes; Pleosporales. Gene Ontology annotation, biological process: protein targeting to ER. The transcript has 3 exons.